Messenger RNA from Rhineura floridana, 6079 nucleotides. It is a transcript of the gene KCNG3, whose product is annotated as potassium voltage-gated channel modifier subfamily G member 3. Gene Ontology annotation, cellular component: voltage-gated potassium channel complex; membrane. Gene Ontology annotation, biological process: protein homooligomerization; potassium ion transmembrane transport. The coding region runs from base 706 to 2094 and encodes 462 amino acids. The transcript has 2 exons. The record is from RefSeq and is a predicted model, not a curated record. Lineage: Eukaryota; Metazoa; Chordata; Lepidosauria; Squamata; Rhineuridae. Gene Ontology annotation, molecular function: delayed rectifier potassium channel activity; protein binding.
GGAGGGGAGGGAGGAGGCGUGUCCCUUCCCCGCCGCCUCUGCCCUCACUGCGAAGAGAGGAGCCGCUGCGGUGUCUCAGCCUCCGAGCUGCGGUGCCAAAGGCGCACAGCUCAGAACAGAGAGCGGCGCGACGCCUCGAAGGCUGCGCGGAGCGGAGGAGCCCGGAGCUGUCCCAACUUCACGGGACUUUUCCUCGCUUCCCUCAGCCAUGCCCUUCGCGUCUGCCUCAGCUCUUUCGCUGGUCGCUGUCGGCAAGAGCAGCAGCGCCGGCGCCUCUUUACAGCCAGCGCCGGGCGCUCCGGGAGCCGCGCGCGGUGCGCGCACGGACUCGCUUGCCGCCUCUCGCUGAAGCCGCUACCGCGCGUUCCUUCCUCGGGCGCCAAAGUGCUGCGCUUACUCCUCUUCUUCGAGGGGGCGCACGCUCCUCUCUCAAGCGGGACUGUAGAGCUGCCUCCGCCCUCCCGGUGGAGUUAGCCGAAGGGGCCCCGCCGUCACCGCUUGCGAAGCGAGGAGGGGCCAAAGAGGGUGAGACCCGGACGGCGUCGGUUUGAGCUUGAGGAGGAGCCAGGGCUGGGCAGCCGGACCCCGCCCUUCCUCCCUCAUCCCACACCCCGGGGUCUAGUGGGCAGCCACAGCCGCCUGAUCUUCGCGCUCGCUCCCUUCUUCCCCUCCGCCUUUUCCUCCCUCGCGCCCGCCCCCCCAGCCAUGAACUUUGGCCGGGGGGGCCCGUCGGUGGUGGUGUUGAACGUGGGGGGCACCCGGUACUCCUUCUCAUGGGAGGUACUGAAGGACUUCCCUUUGCGCCGGGUGAGCCGCUUGCACGGCUGCCUGUCGGAGCAGGACGUGCUGGAGGUGUGCGACGACUACGAUCGCGAGCGGAACGAGUACUUCUUCGACCGGCACUCGGAAGCCUUUGGCUUCAUCAUGCUCUACGUGCGCUACGGCCACCUGCGCUUCGUGCCCCACAUGUGCGAGCUCUCCUUCUACAACGAGAUGAUCUACUGGGGCUUGGAGUCCUCCCACCUCGACUACUGCUGCCAGCGCCGCCUGGACGACCGCAUGUCCGAUACCUACACCUUCUACUCGGCCGAAGAUCUCCAGGCGGAGCCCGCCGGAGGCUGGAGCAGCAGCAGCACGAGCAGCAGCAAAAGCAGUUACCACCCCCAGAGCCGAGGCGGAGCCGAAGAAGGAGAAGCCGACAAGGGCAGCAGCCGCGCAGCGCCCCCGCCCGGCACCGAGAAAAAGUGGCUGGAGAGGAUGAGGAGGACUUUUGAGGAGCCCACCUCUUCCCUCGCCGCCCAGAUCCUGGCCACGGUCUCCAUCCUCUUUGUCAUCAUCUCCAUGGUGGUGCUGUGUGCCAGCACCAUGCCCGAGUGGAGGGCAGCAGAGAAUCGAAGCAUGGAGGAGCAAAGCAGGUACACAGCAGACUCAAUCAGGGAGCCUUCAGGGAUAAUUGAAGCAAUCUGCAUAGGCUGGUUCACUGCAGAGUGCAUUGUGAGGUUCAUCAUCUCCAAAGACAAGUGUGAGUUUGUCAAGAGGCCCCUGAACGUCAUUGACUUGCUGGCAAUAACUCCCUACUACAUCUCUGUGCUGAUGACAGUUUUUACAGGGGAGAAUUCUCAGCUCCAGAGGGCUGGAGUCACUUUGAGGGUCCUGAGAAUGAUGAGGAUUUUUUGGGUGAUUAAACUUGCCCGUCACUUCAUUGGCCUUCAGACACUUGGCCUGACUCUAAAGCGAUGCUAUAGGGAGAUGGUGAUGCUGCUCGUCUUUGUCUGUGUUGCUAUGGCAAUUUUCAGCGCACUUGCCCAGCUCCUUGAACAUGGGCUGAAAUUAGGGAAGCCCAAUGAAGGCUAUGCAAGCAUCCCAGCUGCUUGCUGGUGGGUGAUCAUCUCUAUGACCACUGUUGGUUACGGUGACGUAUGCCCCAUCACAAUACCUGGAAGGAUUCUUGGAGGGAUUUGUGUGGUCAGUGGGAUUGUUUUGCUGGCCCUGCCUAUUACUUUCAUAUAUCACAGCUUCGUGCAGUGUUACCAUGAGCUCAAGUUCCGGUCUGCUAGGUUCAGUAGGAGCCUCUCUGCCGAAUUCUUAAAUUAACGAAUAGCACAAUUGCAUUUCAUAGUAGCAUUUAGUAUAUUGAACAAGACCUUCCUUGUCCCUUCCCUUUUUCCUGGUGACUGCCAAAUAGAUAGGCAAAGCCCUAUAACCUAAAAGGAAUGCUUUCCUCCUCUCAGCUUGCAGAAUGGCCACUUACUCUUUGUCCUAUAGUAGCUGAGAUUUACAAGGAUGAAAACAAAAUAUUCAUUUCCUUAGUCUCAUUGCACACAAGAGUCUCCAACUUGUUGGACAUUGCAGGCGGUAUGCACUAUUUAGAGAGAAGCACAUGUAUUUUUUUUAAAAAAAUGCCCUUGAUGUUGAAACAUUUAAAUAUAUUCUCAAUUUUCAUUUCUGGGUCUAUUUCUGGGAACAUGUAUAGUCCAGAGAUCCAUUGAUUAGCUAUGUGCACCCAGAGUAGGGGGGUGAGAUUUAUUUAUUUUUGAACAGUAGCACCUUGCAUUGAAUUGCAAGCCACUCUUGAAACUUGUUGGGGAUUGCAAAAGCCAUCUAUAAUUCAGUUUGAAGAAGGAAGGCUGGGCUUCUGGGGCCAGCUUAGGGGAGGUCAAUAGUCUGACUUUUCAUGAACAACCCAUAGGACAUGCCUGAUGAAGCUCUUUAGAUUAUAGCCCUUGUGGUAACUUGUGAUUACCGGGAUUGCUGAGAAUAUGAUAUGGAAGGCCUCCUUUGUUCCCUUUCCCCAAAAUUACCUCUUGAGUUGAAAUGGAAUUACUUGCAAAGUUACUCCCUACUUUUAGGGCAGACCUAAAGCUGGACUUAAAACCAGCCCGUGGCCAGGCCGUGUGUGUGUGUGUGAAAGGAACUGGUAACACUUAAUGGCAACAGGUUGGAGACGACUGAAGGUAAUGUAAGACAUCUUUGUUUGUGGUAUACACACUAAUCCUGCCAUCAUCUCUGUUCACACCUUUUUUUUACCAAACUGACAAAAAACAUUUUGACCAGAGACAUAAGCUAAUAAAGAAAUGAGUAUGUAAACCAACCUUCUCCAACCUGGUCCCCUGCAGAUAUUGUUGGAUUCCAAUCCCCAAUAGCGCCAGCCAGCAUGGGAUGAUGGGAGCUAUAAUCCAACAACAUAUGGAGGGCACUAGAUUGGGGAAGACUGAUGCAAUCUAUGAUUCUUCUGCCAUUCCACUUCCAACUGUCCCCUUGAAAAGUGUUUGGUUUUGUACCUUAACCAAUUGUAAACUUUAAAGAUAUUCCCUUAACUUCAGCUCCCCUUACAACAGUGGUUAUCUGGUAAUAUUAAGGAGAACGUUGGGGUUCCCUCAGAAGCUUAACGGGGUCCCUCUGUGAUGAGAUCAGGUGACCAAGCCAAGACAUUACCAACAGUAUCCCCCUGCAAUGCAUACAAAGGGUUGCUUGGUGUAUUUUGAGAUACAUUCUCAGUUUUCACAGAGCGAUGGCAAAGCUCAAUAGGCUUAGCCAGUUCCAUAUGUGAGAAUGCAUCCUAGAAGAGUCAUUAGACUCCUCUGUCAUGCACAGGGAUUCCUCUGCAGAUGAAUCAAUGCAGAAUGGGUUUGCUUAAUGUUGAAAAUUUGGAAACUGUUGCAUUAGAAAGGCUUGAGUCAUUGGCUGAACUAAUAAUGGAUUUGCAAUUAAAAAAAGAGACCCAACAUUUGUACACACAUUUGUACCAUACAUUUAAAACACUUUUCUUUUGUAGUUUGUUAAGGGUGCUGAGAAUUGUAGCUCUGUGAGGGGUAACUUAACCAUUCCCAUGAUUUGUUUUUUGGGGGGGAGAUGUACUUAAAACGUAUGGUGUGUACACAGCCCUAUAUUGGUAGAUAGCUUGUUCCAAGUCCUUUAAUUCCCUGAAGAAAUUUAAGAGCACUGGAAGUAUUGCACAUUCUCCGUGCCCCCUACCUCCCCACUCCCCUACCAUACAGUUGAGGAAAUCAUCUGAUACCCUUUCUAGCCAAGUUAAUCUGUAUGAAGAAAAGUGAGGUCAGCAGAGUUACUAGAUUCCAGAUUUACAGGUGAGAUGAGAACCUGUCCUUUUUUUUCUUCCUGUUGGACAAUGUAUUCUGUGUACCCAGAUUUUCUGGCAUUCCAGUCCUAAAUUCCUCUACUGGGGAAUAAUGUACUUCAUUCCAAGUGUGUUUUGGAUCAGCAACAAAAAAGAAUUAUGGGAGAGAACUGUGACGAUCCCACCAGCUGGCUCUACCUGUGAUAUUCCCACCAGGGCCACCACUUGUCAGGAUCUCGUUUUUUAUUUGUUCUCUCACACGCUCUAGCACAGAUCUCACAAGAUCCCACUGCUAGGCAGCACCACCAGUCACUCCCUGUAAACAAUACUGCUAGAGACUUUGCUUUAGUCUCCCUAUGGCUUGCUACUUUGUGUCUGGGUGCCCUUGCUGUCCACAACCCCCUUGUAUCUUUGUCUAUAAAGCAUACAAUCCUGGGUUGCUCUGAAUACUUGACAAUGUUACAAUAUCUCCCUUCACCGCUGCCACCAUUUAUUUGAUACUGUUUCCCUCCAGCCUUGGUAAUUACCCUGCCCUCCCUUCUGGUCUCUGUAUUCCCAGCCAAGGAUCAGGCUUUAGGUAAACCAAUAAAAGUAUUUAUUUGAUAACACCAGGUUAACAAGAUUACUUUAGGAAUGUUCAACAAGCGUAUGGUUUCAUUUAGUGUCACUCUUUAUGUUUCCAGUCUUAUAUAUUCUGCCUAAAUACCAGCCAAAUAUAAUCCAACCCACAACCAACUCCAUCCACACUCCACAACCAAUCGCCAACAACUCCCCCCCCCGACUCAACUGUCAUCCUCUCAUUUAUACCUUCAGCCAUUCAAACACUCAGCCAAUCAUCAUCCAACAUUCUCCAGCAUUCUAGCCCGUGUACUCCCCCCUCUUACUCAGUCACUUACCAUAUAUCACUUAAUAAACCUGCACUUACCAUAUUUAGAAAUAUUAAAAUACAGGGACAUCACAAGAGCUACUAUUGAAUUUUAUCAAAUUCAGUUGCUGACAAUGUGAUAGAUGUUUUUAGUGAAGACUCACUGUGUGAGCUAUUGCUGAGCAUGUGUUAUGUUGCCAACUAAGUUUCAUGAGUAUGAAACUAUUCUUUGAAAACCUUUGUUCCCCCUGCCCAUCAUUUUAUUAACAACUUCACUGCAGUAGCCAAAGUGGUGCAGUAGAUAAAGAACAGAGUUCAAAUCCCUGCCCAGCCAUGAAAGUAAGUGGACAGCCUUGGACAAGUUUCUAUCUCUCAACCUAACCUUUCUUUCAAGGCAAGUCAUUCAUAGGCUGUUGUAAAAAUAAAAUUAGAUAAUCUACACAUACCCAGAGUUUAGCUGCUUGUAUAGAAUACAAAUGUGAUAAUAAAUACAGAUCUCCCAGGGAAAUCAUGAAAGUAUCAUUCUUGAAAUAUGGAAUAAUUCUUUAAAAUAAAAUUGCAGGGAAACAAGGUAAUGGGAAAUCAGAUAUGCAAAGUUUAGACAUUCUGGUCCAAGCAUAGGGUACCUGUGGCUCUACAGAUGUUGAACUCUAGCUUCCAUCAUCCAUGACCAUUAUCCACACUGGUUGGGGUAAAGGGGCUGGAGUCUAACAACAUUCCUGUUCUAGGCCAGUCUCUGGAAAAACCACCCCCCAACCACCCUUACUAGUUUUUAAUCCUUGGGCAAAAAUGGUCCAUAUCUCCUUAGAUUUCUCUGCAACCGUGAGUACUAAAAACUUUCCUUAAAAAAAAAAGAGGGAGAUUUUUUUAUUACUAUGUUGAAACCUAGUAUCAGCUGUGUUUCAGGAAACUGGUAGAUUGGUAGAUUGGAUUUGUAUAUCACACUCAAAUGGGAUUUGUUAUCUGUGUUUGAUAAUGAUCCUUACUGAAGGAAGCCAUUCUGAACUGAUAAACUUUAAUGUAGUUUAUAGACUGGACAGAUGAAAAUAAACACAGCCUGACUGAUACGGAAAGGAGCUCUCUAGCUGAAUGUAAGUUGUGCUAUGUAAAAAGCAGUAUGUACUCUCUUGUAAAUG